Solanum tuberosum (potato) is the source of this 1356-nucleotide messenger RNA. Its product is annotated as beta-tubulin-like protein. NCBI's taxonomy places the organism in Eukaryota, Viridiplantae, Streptophyta, Magnoliopsida, Solanales, Solanaceae. The record is from RefSeq and is marked provisional. Gene Ontology annotation, cellular component: microtubule. Gene Ontology annotation, molecular function: GTP binding; structural constituent of cytoskeleton; GTPase activity. Gene Ontology annotation, biological process: microtubule-based process.
AUGAGAGAAAUCCUUCACAUUCAAGGAGGACAAUGUGGAAACCAAAUCGGUUCCAAAUUCUGGGAAGUUAUCUGUGAUGAACACGGUGUUGAUCCUACUGGACGUUACAAAGGAACUGCCGCUGAGUCCGAUCUUCAACUUGAACGUAUCAAUGUUUAUUUCAAUGAAGCUUCUGGUGGACGUUAUGUUCCUAGGGCUGUGCUUAUGGAUCUAGAGCCUGGUACUAUGGAUAGUAUCAGAUCUGGUCCCUAUGGACAGAUCUUCCGUCCUGAUAACUUUGUGUUUGGACAGUCUGGUGCUGGGAAUAACUGGGCGAAAGGUCAUUAUACUGAAGGCGCUGAGUUGAUCGAUGCUGUUCUCGAUGUUGUUCGUAAAGAAGCGGAGAAUUGUGAUUGCUUGCAAGGAUUCCAGGUUUGUCACUCACUUGGUGGAGGGACUGGAUCUGGCAUGGGAACACUACUGAUUUCCAAGGUAAGGGAGGAGUAUCCAGACAGGAUGAUGCUCACAUUCUCUGUUUUCCCUUCUCCAAAGGUGUCUGACACUGUUGUAGAACCAUACAAUGCUACAUUGUCUGUGCACCAAUUGGUGGAGAAUGCUGAUGAAUGUAUGGUCCUUGACAACGAAGCUCUAUAUGAUAUUUGUUUCAGGACUUUGAAGCUCACUACUCCAAGUUUUGGUGACUUGAACCAUUUGAUCUCUGCAACCAUGAGUGGUGUUACUUGCUGUUUGAGAUUCCCUGGCCAGCUGAACUCAGACCUGAGGAAAUUGGCUGUGAAUUUAAUCCCCUUCCCACGUCUUCACUUCUUCAUGGUGGGAUUUGCCCCACUAACCUCUCGUGGAUCACAGCAAUACAUAUCCCUAACAGUGCCAGAGCUUACUCAACAAAUGUGGGAUGCCAAGAACAUGAUGUGCGCCGCAGAUCCACGUCAUGGACGUUACCUGACAGCUUCUGCCAUGUUUAGGGGUAAGAUGAGCACAAAGGAGGUAGAUGAACAGAUGAUCAAUGUGCAGAACAAGAACUCAUCCUACUUUGUUGAAUGGAUCCCUAACAAUGUCAAGUCUAGUGUGUGUGAUAUCCCACCAACUGGGCUGAAGAUGGCAUCCACAUUUGUUGGCAAUUCAACCUCCAUUCAGGAGAUGUUUAGAAGGGUGAGUGAGCAGUUUACUGCCAUGUUCAGGCGCAAGGCUUUCUUGCAUUGGUACACAGGUGAAGGAAUGGAUGAAAUGGAGUUCACUGAAGCCGAGAGCAACAUGAAUGAUUUGGUUGCAGAAUAUCAACAAUACCAGGAUGCUACAGCAGAUGAUGAGGAAGAGUAUGAUGAUGAGGCCGCUGAUGAUCAUCAAUAUGAAUCCUAA